UUUCCCCAUAAUUUUUACCAGUUUACCGUGAGUGAGAAAAAACAAUGGAUCCAGACUUCUUAAAUGCGUUUACACAGCCUGCUGCAGUUGAUCAGUUCCUAGCUGAGAACAUCAUUGCUCAAGGGGAGAAGAAGAAAUUCAUAAAACCAUCCUCAAGCAACAAUCCCAAACUGGAAGAAUUAAAACUGUUAUUGAUUGACUGGAUUAACACAACUCUGAAAGAGGAACACAUAGUAGUUAAAAGCCUAGAAGAAGAUCUGUAUGACGGGCUGGUACUUCAUCAUCUCUUGGAAAACCUAGGAUCUCUCAAGCUGGAUGUUGACAAGAUUGCAUUAACAGAAAAAAAGCAGCGACAGAAACUCUCUGUGAUUCUGGAAGCUGUGGCUAAGUGUUUGCAACUGGAAACAAGUCAGCUGAAAUGGAGUGUGGAAUCUAUCUUGACAAAGGACUUAGUGAGCACACUGCAUCUUCUGGUUGCAAUAGCAAAGCACUUCGAACCCAACCUGGCCAUGCCUCCAAAUGUUCAAGUGGAAACAAUCACCAUUGAGAACACCUCCAGAGGAUUAAAGACAGCAAAUGCAGUGGAAUAUAUCACAGAAAACAAAGAGAAUUUAGAAGCACAGCCAAAAGAUGAUGCCUUUGAUGAAUUGUUUAGCCGUGCUCCAGAUAAAUUGGAUGCUGUAAAAAAGGUAUUAUUGCAAUUUGUCAACCAGCAUGUUGGAAAAUUAGGACUAAAUGUGAAAGACAUCAACUCUCAGUUUACAGAUGGAGUUAUCCUGCUUCUGUUAAUUGGACAACUAGAGGGUUACUUUCUGAAUUUAAGGCAUUUCUUCCUGACUCCAGCCAGCAGCAUGGAGAUGCUUCACAACGUUAACCUUGCAUUGGACCUGCUGGCAGAUGGAGGCCUUCUGAAUUUUUCAGUGAACUCUGAAGAUAUCGUGAACGGGGAUAUGAAGACUACAAUGCGAAUUCUGUAUUGCUUGUAUUCCACAUACAAAUCCAAGGAAACAUGAUAAGCAAGGCCAAGAUCUUGGGCUUUAUUUUUUGUUGGUUUUUUUCUUUCCCUAGCAUGUCAUGGUCAGAUUUUUUGAUUCCCAGCUCUGUUUGCCACUGUUUAUGUGCAUGCACUUGUGUAUUAACUGACACUUGCUGUAUUGACAUUGUAUAUGCAAGUAUGUAUUCAUGCAAGUUUUCACAUAGGCCUGAGUAACUAAGUAUGCGUGUGACCAGGGCUAGUGUAUUGUAUAAUUCUGUGGCUGCAGCUCUUGCUACAAACCCUGUCUCCUGUUCUGUCUGAGCCCCUCUAAUGCUGAAAAGAAGUGCAUUCUAGGCUCCGCAGUCUUUGCUUCUGGAAGUGAAUUUGGAAGCUGUAACUGCAACCUCCCCACUUUCCUGCUUGAGUGACUCUAGAAACUAGAGAGUGGAAGGAGCUACCAUAGGACCUCUGGGAAGAGGAAGAUUGCAGACACACUUGAAAUUCAAGUUCGAAACCUUUAGACAGAUGGCCAGCUGUUCUCAGACAAGAGGAUAUUUAUUGGAUGCCAUAUGCACAGGUAGCAGAGAUGAAAGCUGAACUUACCAAGUGUCUGAUAAAGUUCCACGGUCUGCCUGCUUAAAUACGGAAAAGGGACUCAGAACAAUGUGCUGUCAUGACACUGUGCUGUAACAGAGAGAUCUCCUACACAGCUGUAGAAAGACGUCCUUGUUUCCUUGCUAAGCUAAUGCUGAACUGUGGCCAGCCCCAGCCUGUUGCAGCCCCAGUGUAAUGUCUGAGUAGCAGGAAUGCCAGGUCC
Molecule: messenger RNA, 1793 nt
Organism: Neopsephotus bourkii (Bourke's parrot)
Lineage: Eukaryota; Metazoa; Chordata; Aves; Psittaciformes; Psittacidae
Gene: PARVG
Product: parvin gamma
Exons: 12
Coding region: 45-1013 (322 amino acids)
Biological process (GO): cell projection assembly; actin cytoskeleton organization; substrate adhesion-dependent cell spreading
Cellular component (GO): focal adhesion; cytoplasm; actin cytoskeleton
Molecular function (GO): actin binding
Source: RefSeq, a predicted model, not a curated record